GCACGUUUGAUUGGCUGAUGAGCCCCCCUGCCACACAGGCGCACACCCUCACUGCCCCACUGACAGCCCGACGUGAAUACAACAUGCCACGCCUCCUCCGCCCCCUUCGAAGAGGAGGGAUAUUAGAAGCUUUUCUUCCAAGCAGCAGCAGCCACUUGCAUCCUCCCCCACAGCAGCAGCAGCAGCAGCAGCUUAGCACCGCAUCCAGCUUCCUCCAGCAUCCAGCAUCCACCCGAGCCUGGGAAGGAAGCAACAUCAAGUCCAAACCCGGGCGCUGCCGCUCGACCCACGGAGGAGGAAGAGACGCAAAGAGGAAAAGAGGAGGAGGGGAGACGCUUCCUCACCAUCUGAGUGAUGCCACAGCACCAACUGUAUUCGGAGCAGCAUCAGCGCUGAGAGUUGAUCUUGUAUUUUAGCGGCUUCGGGGGAGAGGGAAGCGUUUCCAGACUCGAAGACAGCCGCAAACUGCCCAUGAAGAUGUCCAACGCUGACAUCGUCCUAAACGCCACCGAUCGGGUGGUGAAAUCUGUCCCCUUCCCCUUAAGCCACCGCCUUACCAUGAAGGAAGUGUUCGACUGUGAAAGCAAACCUCGUGUGGAUCUCCUGAAGGCACACCUUACAAAGGAGGGUCGUGUGGAGGAAGCUGUGGCGUUGCGAAUCAUCAAUGAGGGAGCGGCAAUCCUACGCCAGGAGAAAACUAUACUGGACAUUGAAGCACCAGUCACAGUGUGUGGGGACAUCCAUGGGCAGUUCUUUGACCUGAUGAAGCUUUUUGAAGUGGGAGGAUCACCAGCCACAACGCGCUACCUGUUCCUUGGGGACUAUGUUGACCGUGGUUACUUCAGUAUUGAGUGUGUUUUAUAUCUUUGGUCACUGAAAAUCCUCUACCCAAAGACACUAUUUUUACUGCGUGGAAAUCAUGAAUGUAGACAUUUGACAGAAUACUUCACCUUCAAACAAGAAUGUAAAAUCAAAUAUUCGGAGCAGGUGUAUGACUCAUGCAUGGACGCGUUUGACUGCCUUCCUCUGGCUGCACUCAUGAACCAGCAGUUUUUGUGUGUUCACGGCGGACUCUCGCCUGAAAUACACACCUUAGAUGAUAUUAAAAAGUUGGAUCGGUUCAAGGAGCCGCCGGCGUUCGGGCCCAUGUGUGACCUGCUGUGGUCGGAUCCUCUGGAGGACUUUGGCAAUGAGAAAACCCAGGAAUAUUUCAGCCACAACACAGUGCGAGGCUGUUCCUAUUUUUACAGUUAUCCAGCUGUGUGUGAGUUCUUACAGAGCAAUAACCUAUUAUCAAUUAUCCGAGCGCAUGAGGCACAAGAUGCAGGGUACCGGAUGUACCGUAAAAGUCAGACUACCGGAUUCCCAUCCCUCAUCACAAUCUUCUCUGCACCAAACUACUUGGAUGUUUACAACAACAAAGCUGCUGUACUCAAAUAUGAAAACAACGUCAUGAACAUCCGACAGUUUAACUACUCCCCUCAUCCGUACUGGCUGCCCAAUUUCAUGGACGUCUUCACCUGGUCGCUGCCGUUUGUUGGAGAGAAAGUCACAGAGAUGCUGGUGAACGUGUUGAGUAUUUGCUCCGACGACGAACUAAUGAACGAUGAAGACGAGAUCUUCGAUGCCAACGCAGCUGCGGCACGCAAGGAGGUGAUCCGAAACAAGAUCCGUGCUAUUGGGAAAAUGGCCAAAAUGUUCUCAGUCCUCAGAGAGGAGAGCGAAAAUGUGUUGACGCUCAAGGGCCUGACGCCCACCGGCAUGCUGCCGAGCGGGGUUCUCUCUGGGGGCAAACAGACGCUGCAAAGCGCAACCAUUGAAGCCAUUGAAGCCAUCGAGACCACUGAUGAGGACAGAGAAGCCAUCCGUGGCUUUUCCCCCCAGCACAAGAUCACCAGUUUCGAAGAAGCCAAGGGCCUGGACCGCAUCAACGAGCGCAUGCCUCCUCGCAGGGAUGGCGUCAACCACGUGGGUCACUCCAUGGGAAAGAUGAAUAUGUCCGAGGCGAACGGCACGGAUGACAACAGCAACAUCCAGUGAGGCCUUGGUUGGUGACGGUGGUUGUUGUGGUGGAGAUAAUGGGGGGAUUGCGACCUUGCAGAUAUUCCCCCGUGCAGUGAGACAUUGCCAAAUGGAAAUUCAGGCCUCAUAGAAACACAAACGGGCCCACAGACAGACGGAAGGUGAUAUGCUGCAAAUGAGCAAAAAGGGUUGUUUAUUUGGUGACGGAAUAUGAAGGGAAGAUGGGGGCUGCAGCGUGCUUUAAAAGUUGUCUGUCCCUACUUCUGCUCAAUUACAGACUGAACGAAGUCGGACAUUGCGUUGAUGACCGACACAAGGCAACAUUUCAUUAUCCAUGACGUGCAAAUUAUUAUUUCUUUUCUAUAGCAAGGCACUCACUGAUUGAUUGCUUGAAGAUAUCUUGUUUUCAGUAUUAGAAAAACCUUGUAUCUGUUUUCAGAGUGGGUUUAGCACUAAUUCCUACAAAAUAGACCCAACAAUAUGAGGGAGUGGCUUUUACCAACCAGUCGGUAAAGAAUGAAUCAAUCAAUCAAACUUUAUACAACAUGCAGUGUGUUUAUGCUAUUAGGCAACAAAAUGUAUACUAUUACUUGGACUUAAUUAGGUACCCCAGAUUAAUUUUAUAUAGAGUUGUCCAAUAAUUACUUUUUCACUGAUAUUCCGAUAUUGUCCAAUUCCAAAAAUCCGAUACCGAUAUAUUAGGUCGUGGACUUAACAUAUUAUGGCUAAUUGUAUUGUGAUGCCCCACUGGAUGCUUUAAAAUGAUAAUGCUCACAUAACAAAAUCCCAAGCAUCUUAGUUUGGAGACAUCUACUGGUCAAUAAGCAUAACUGUUUUGCUAAGCUGUGACCAGCUCUUGUACAAAGGCAGAAGACUUCUACAUUCACUUUGAAUGCAACAUGCAUAUUGGAUGAAAAACCGAUGUCGAUAUUAUCCGAUAUCAUUUUAAAAGGCUUGUAUCGGCUACCCGAUAAUAUCGGACAACUGUGUUUUUAUAUAUUGUAAUAUUGCUACAACAUGAAUAUGGAGUCUAAUAUUUAAAGGGAUCCACAGAUAGAAAGACUUGUAGUUGUUAAAAGAUAAACGUUAUCAUGAGUUAAAAUAACUUGAUAUUUUCGUUUUUAAUAGAAUUUUUAAAAUUAGUUUAGCUAAUAGGUCACCAUUACUGUUGACGUCACAGGGCGGUGACGUCACAUGGUUACGCUGCCGGGCUUCCGGAGUAUGACUCUAGGGACAUAAACAUGUCAUCUGUUCAACCCUUUCAAUUUGAACCCGAGAAGAACAUUAAUGAGCAUAACAGCACUGUCGAUAUUCCAUAAAAUUAGCAGCAAAAGCAAAAUGAACAGGAACGAUGGGAUGAAGCGACAGUUGACAAAACAGGUGUUCUGCCAAAAUGCCCUACACAGGCGAAAUGUCCGACAAGAGGCGAACUUGACACUCAAAGUACUACCGUUGUUUAGAUGCCACAGACAGAGCAUACUAAAGAUGCUUUAAAAAAUACUUAAAUGUCGUAAUAUCAAAUAAGGGUGGCUUAAAUACGCUAUGUGACUAAUGUGGUCAACAGAUCAACAAUCUGCUUUAUAGCUACCACAAGAAAACACAAUGCUUAAAAGUAUGAGAUGGAAACAUAUGCAAAAAGUAUUUUGAGGCAAUGAAAAUGUAUUAAAAGACUCAAAAAACAGAUAGUAAGUACUCGCCGCUUUUAGCCAAUGAGCGCAUGUGUUGGACGUCUCGCCUCGUUGAAGGAAUUGCAGUAACCCGGUACUAUUCGUUAGGGGUGUUCCAUUGUAGGCACCCCACGAUUCGAUUCGAUUACGAUUCAGGGUGCUACGAUUCGAUUAUUAAAUGAUGAUCACGGUAUUGACGAUGAUCACAGUUAUUACGAUUAUAUAUCCUAAUGAUUCAACAGGAACGAUGGGAACAUGCCCAUACAAAAAAAAGCUGCCCUUAACGUGUUUUUUUGUUGUUUUUUUUGUUUUGUUUUUUUACAAGAAAGUGCAAAAACAUUAACCAUUUUAAAGGCAGUACUUAUUUCUCAAUAUGCCUAUACAACACACAGCUGACCUUGAGAUACUCUUUUUCACAAGAAGGUGCCAAAACAUUAGCCAUUUCAAAGGCAGUACUUAUUUUUCUCAACGAUACAAAUUUAUACUGGUGGAAUGAAUUCCACAUUUUCUGGAAACAGCGUCUUUAGAAAUAAGACUUCUUCUAACCCAUAUACUUUGUUUUCACAGAUUUCUUUGCUAUUUCGCAUGUUUGUAGUGUUACCGCUGUACUGAAUCAUGGUUUUACACAGUCCGCAUAUGGAAUGACUUUUGUACACCAACAAACAACGUCCAAAUGAACAUGGAAAUACAUUAGCGAAUUCGCUAAUUAGCUUAGCGCUCGGCGCUAACUGUUAACAUCUCAAAAACAACAACAAUAAAGGCUAAACCGUACAAGAGGGCUCGUUUACUCACCUCUUAUAGACGCACACGGGAUUUAGCAACACACUCAGGACAUUUUUUAAUUGACAUGACUUGAAACUACUGCAGGACAACUGAAAGACAAACGAACUAUCUCUCUUCCCCUCUCGCUCUAAAAAAUAACUUGCGCUCGGAAGCGCGACCGCCGGGUCCCUGCUUGUCUCAUACACAAAUUUAUUUUCCAGUCUUUUGAAAAGGAGUAAAUCUAUCGCUCAGUAACCGGCAACAUCCAUUAUAACGUUGUGCGUGUGUCCGUUAAAAGUGUCUGGGCGGCAGACGUGUCUUGAAUUUCGUUUCGCUACGAGCGGCUGUCAUAAAGUUAUUAGGGAAAAUCAUCGAUUUUGAACAUUUAUGAAUCGUAACCGAAUCGCGAUGCAUCGAAUAAUCAAUUUUUUUGGCACUGCCUUACUAUUCGUCGAGUGACUGUGACAAUCUACGUCAUCACAGCGAGCGUCUAUUGCGCGCUCGAAACGUAGCGCCUCCCAUAGGUCAAAACGUACUAUAUAUUAUAGAUUUUUAAAUCAAUGAUAAUAUUUUAUUGUGUUUCUAAUAGCAUAUUUUAGCAAAAGACAACAAUUGUGGCGUAUUAGAGCCUACAAGUCUUUUAGUCUGAGGUUCCCUUUAAAAGUUAAAAAUGUACAAAGUAAAAUACCCCCAAAAUAUGAUUCGAAAUGAGACGUCCUAAGUAAUUGAACAGCUAAUCUGUCAGAUACUUUUAUUUAUUUACCUUUAUUGUUAUUUUAAUUAAAGACAAGCGCUAAAAAGUCAAUGCAGUGAGAGAUUAAACCGCCACAUGACUCGCUGAACGUCAUCUCCUCGCAACUCGGAGGAUCUGAGGACAGAAAAGAGAGUUAAUCUUACAGUAUCUUUUAAGAGAAUGUGAAAAGGGUUGAGAUGUUUUUUUUUUUUUUUUCAAAGACGUUUUUGCCUCGCUAUUAUUUGUCAUCACGUCGGCAAAGCAUGGCAUUACCUCGCACAUCCUCACUUUCUGAAAGAAAAGGUAUUCACUGGAGCACCCUCCUCUACUGAUGAAGCUUCAGCAAUCACGCCUGCGUUGCUAAAGAACUUGACAACAGAGGUGAAGAAAAGAUUUUGGAAUUUUUCUUAAAAAAAAAAAAAAAAUGUAUCCUGCUUGCCCAGCACUGUCUGAGAUUUGUGCUGUCACUCAGGUGUGUAUUAGCUCCCUUAUAUCCCUUCGAUUGCAUUAAGUUUUAAAUGUGUAACAUCUACACAACUUUAUUAAGUACAUAUAUAGUCAUAUCUGCAAUUAUAUGAGGGUGAAGGGGUGUCAUCUAUUUUUUAUGACAAAUCUGACAGUGGAUGUCCACACUGUGAUUAAAUGUUUUUUUAGAAAAUAGAAUUUGGUAAGUACACUCUUAUACUUCACUAUCAGUUGACGGUCUGAACGUGACAAGUCGCAUAGAAGUGGACCAUUUCAAAUCCGAUCUGGGUCACUUUCGUAUGUGGUUUAAAUCCAAUCUGGGCCACAUUUUUCCAGAAUGUGGCAGCGGUCUGAACUGUCAAGUCUCCCAAAUCGGAAUUUAUGCAGCAAUAGCGUACCGCACAUAACACGUCCCAUUUUGUCCAUUAAUAUUCAUGACGUUAGCCACUGUUGCUAGGCGGGUCAAACUCGCGUUUGUGCCUCAUGAGCUAAGCCUACCAAUUCUGUCUGAAAACGAUGUCCCUGAUGCCAAAUUCACUGGUAAAGAUGUGGAAAAAUAUACAAAUGUUUGUUUAAAGAGUUAGCUUGAGUGUCGAGUAUCUUUUGUUUUUAAUUUUUAUAUAACAAAAUUUAAAAUGGCUAUAAAAUUCUCCAAUUUUACGCUAGAUGCACAAAAAUCCCCAAAUGCAGACAUAAUCACCUAAAUUUUUAAAGUUUUAGUCCGAAAUACAAUUUUUUUUGUUUUUGUUUUUGUACAAUUUUGACAUAUGUGUUCAACAGGUAAUAAAUCACUCAAUUUUCACAUCAGAAACUUGAGGAAAGCAUGCAGAAUAAUUUUAAUUUUACUCGACAAAACCAAAAUUAGCAUUUUUUAAAUAUACAUUCACAACUUAUUUAGGUUGAAUUCCGAUGUCGCUAUUGCCUUAGCGCGUCUUGCCGGCUUUCUGGCCCUCGUCGUUUUUAGAUUGAAAUGUUACAUGGAAUAAAACAGUCGAAAAAGUCGAAAAGUCGGGGGGG
This is a messenger RNA of Corythoichthys intestinalis (scribbled pipefish), 6666 nucleotides long. RefSeq names its product protein phosphatase 3 catalytic subunit alpha-like. The record is from RefSeq and is a predicted model, not a curated record. Lineage: Eukaryota; Metazoa; Chordata; Actinopteri; Syngnathiformes; Syngnathidae. Bases 472 to 2040 code for a protein of 522 amino acids. The transcript has 15 exons. Gene Ontology annotation, biological process: calcineurin-NFAT signaling cascade. Gene Ontology annotation, cellular component: calcineurin complex; cytosol; cytoplasm. Gene Ontology annotation, molecular function: calmodulin-dependent protein phosphatase activity; calmodulin binding.